CAGAAAAAAAAAAAAUAAUAAAUCAUUUUAAAAAACUACCAAACGAUUUUUGGGUUGGUUAAUUCAAAUGGCUCGUAGGCAAACCGGUUCAGAACUCAGCCGCUUUGCUCCUUUGAUCCUCUUCUUCUUGGGCGGUCUCUCAUGUUUCAUGGUCUAUCUCUGUUUUUUUGCUACUUAUAAUUCAUCUUUCAGUGAAAGUAGGGGUGAAGGAGACAAAGAAAUCAGGUGUUGUAGAGGAAUUCAGCAAUUGGAGCUGUGGGGUGAUGCCGUGAAAUGGGGUUCUCAAUUCAAGGUGAAUUCCUCAGAGGACUGUUGCAUGGCUUGUAAGGACAUGUGUCGGGGCGUUGAUGGGCAUUGUCCCUGUAAUUCUUGGGUCUUCUGUGGAGAUAAACAAGUCUGUGGCUCCAGAUUCGGUGAGUGUUGGCUGAAGAAGCAGAAUGACUUGUUAGAGCCUGACCGGCGGGACGCAGGCGAUGCAGUUAUGUGGACUUCUGGACUAGUCUUUGGUCAGGGAGAGGGUAUUGUUGGACUGAAAACGGAGUAUGGGAUUCUUCGUGUGAAACUUCUACCUGAAUCUGCCCCAAUUUCUGUUGCUUAUAUCCUGGAGCUAUUGGCAUUACGACAAUGUCCAGGUUGCCAAUUUUAUCGGGCUGAAAGCCGAGGAGCCAGUUGGGAUUCAAAAGGAAAUCACAUUGCAUAUGCUCCAUUUGGCCCGCCAUAUGCUCUAAUUCAAGGAACACUUGAAGCUGAAGGAACCAUAUUUAAGGAAAUUCCAGCAGAGUUCUGCCGUUCUAUAACAAGAGGAUCAGUGGCAUGGGUUGGUUCUGGCCCAGAUUUCUUUAUCAGCCUGGCCAAUCAUCAUGAGUGGAAAAAAUCCUACACCGUAUUUGGUUCUGUUCUCCCAGAAGAUAUGGAAAUUGCGGAGAAAAUCGCAUACCUUCCAACUAAACCAGAGUUUUGGAGCAAUGUUAAAGUGGCUAUCUUGCAAAAAACAAUUCCAAUACGGUUUCAAAGAGUAAAGACAAGUCAUGGAAAUCUCAAGCUCAAUACCAACAUGGACACAGAUGCAAAGCUGUCUUAGUAAAAGGUGCUUUCCACCAUGCUCUUCCAGUACUUGAAUUUUGGUUUCUCUUUCCGUACUUGAUACCAUAAUUACACUGUAAAUAGGAUAAUAAUAUUAUGAGUUGUAAUUUUAAGAACGCUAAAAGCUUGAAGGUCUAUGUAUCUUACUAUCUAUAUGUUUUACUAUAAUGAAUUUUCUCCGGCUUAAUAAGGCACAUGUGGUUGUUUCUCAUCCACGAUAUGGUGAAGAAAAAAGCCACAUGUUGUAAGCCGAAGUUGAUAAAUGUUUAUUCGACUUUUCAAGUGUUUAGAGCUGUC
Pistacia vera is the source of this 1380-nucleotide messenger RNA. RefSeq lists its product as uncharacterized. Gene Ontology annotation, molecular function: peptidyl-prolyl cis-trans isomerase activity. Lineage: Eukaryota; Viridiplantae; Streptophyta; Magnoliopsida; Sapindales; Anacardiaceae. The transcript is spliced from 5 exons. Gene Ontology annotation, biological process: protein peptidyl-prolyl isomerization. The record is from RefSeq and is a predicted model, not a curated record. The coding region runs from base 68 to 1081 and encodes 337 amino acids.